Molecule: messenger RNA, 1292 nt
Organism: Abrus precatorius (Indian licorice)
Lineage: Eukaryota; Viridiplantae; Streptophyta; Magnoliopsida; Fabales; Fabaceae
Product: glyoxylate/succinic semialdehyde reductase 1-like
Exons: 8
Coding region: 101-973 (290 amino acids)
Cellular component (GO): cytosol
Molecular function (GO): 3-hydroxybutyrate dehydrogenase activity; NADP binding; NAD binding
Source: RefSeq, a predicted model, not a curated record
GACGCUGAUAUUUAUUAUGUUAAAGUAAGCGGUUUUCUUUUGGAGCUGAGAGGAAGAAGGGAGUACUGAGAGUGAGAGUUCAGAAGAGAGAGAGAGAGAGAUGGAGAUUGGGUUCUUGGGUUUGGGGAUAAUGGGGAAGGCCAUGUCAAUCAACCUGCUACGCCACGGUUUCAAGGUCACUGUUUGGAACAGAACUCUCUCCAAGUGUGAUGAACUUGUGGAACAUGGUGCUUCUGUUGGAGAAACUCCAGCAGCCGUAGUCAAGAAAUGCAAGUAUACAAUUGCAAUGUUAUCCGAUCCUUCAGCUGCUUUAUCGGUCGUAUUUGAUAAAGAUGGUGUUCUUGAGCAUAUUAAGGGAAAAGGUUAUGUUGACAUGUCCACAGUUGAUGCUGAUACAUCUUCCAAGAUAUCUGAGGCCAUCAAAGCAAAAGGCGGUUACUUCCUUGAAGCUCCUGUUUCAGGUAGCAAGAAGCCUGCAGAAGAUGGCCAACUAGUUAUACUUGCUGCAGGAGAUAAGCCAUUGUAUGAGGAAGCACAUCCAGCAUUUGAUGUACUGGGGAAAAAAUCUUUCUUUCUGGGUGCAGUUGGAAAUGGUGCAAAAAUGAAACUUGUUGUUAACAUGAUAAUGGGCAGUAUGAUGAAUGCUUUCUCUGAGGGACUCACACUAGCUGAAAGAAGUGGUUUGAACCCUGGAACUCUUCUUGAUGUGCUGGAUCUUGCUGCCAUAAGUAAUGCCAUGUUUAGAUUGAAAGGACCCUCGAUGCUCGGAAACAAUUACUCCCCAGCUUUUCCACUGAAACACCAGCAGAAGGACAUGAGAUUGGCUCUUGCCCUUGGAGAUGAAAAUGCUGUACCAAUGCCUGUAGCAGCUGCAGCAAAUGAGGCUUUCAAGAAAGCGAGAAGCAUGGGAUUGGGAGACCUUGAUUUUUCAGCAGUACAUGAGACUUUGAAAGCUCUUGACCAUUCUUCUUGACAAAAUAACUUCCGGAAUUCAAACUAUUGGAUGGGCAACAGUGUAAUGUGAACCAUCUAUUUAUGAAAUUGCUGUUUAAACACAGGUCUGUAGUUUGAAUGUACAAGGACAUGGGUUUAGUUCAACUCGUUGUAGUGAUGAUGGUUUUGGCCAUCUGUUCAUUUACAUCAAUGUUUUAGUUUAUCUGAGUGGUUUGAAUAGUUUGCCAUGUGCAUUUUAUGAAGCUUCUUCUGGUAUUCAUCUUUGUUUCUGGUGUAUCAGCCAAUACUGCUGGCAUCAAACGUUUGCUUUGAUUAGGUUUAAUUUAUACUAAUAAUUG